Caenorhabditis briggsae is the source of this 561-nucleotide messenger RNA. The transcript is spliced from 3 exons. The coding region runs from base 1 to 561 and encodes 186 amino acids. The record is from RefSeq and is a predicted model, not a curated record. NCBI's taxonomy places the organism in Eukaryota, Metazoa, Nematoda, Chromadorea, Rhabditida, Rhabditidae.
AUGUCUGAAGAACUAUUACAAAAGUUUUUAACAUCAAUCGAGCAAGAAGACGGAAUCGUAGAAGCCGGAAAGAAGAAAAAGAACAAGAAUGCGGUGAGAAGAGAGAAUGUGAAGAACAUCCUCCAUGCAGCUUCAAAAGGACAAGUUCAACUCUCAGUCGAAGAGAGCUACAUCGUACAGAAGCCCAGCACUUCGAAAGGCUCCGAUUAUAUUGACGAUCGAUUGGCAUCGAAAGGAUUCUCUUUGAUCGAUCAAGCACGCUCAUUCAAGCCAAAAGAUCUCAAGAAGAGGAAUUUGAAGUACAUGAAAUUUCAAGAGGGUCGUCGUCUGGAUCCUAAAAAAGGACGAGUUUUAGUGCAAGCACAUAUGAAGACGAAAGCAGAUUUGAAAGGUCUUCGGAAAGAAAAACAAAAGGUCAUCGGAGUAAAAGAGCCACGUCGUCUGUUGCCGGGCCAAAAGAAGAAGGAGAAGAACAAGAGUGUGUUCAGUGAUGCGGAUUUCGCUCAAGUCGCCCACGUUGCCAAGAGAAUCAACUCGAUGUCGGAUCACUCAUUCCUCUAA